This is a messenger RNA of Cydia fagiglandana, 1331 nucleotides long. RefSeq lists its product as uncharacterized. Bases 304 to 1233 code for a protein of 309 amino acids. Lineage: Eukaryota; Metazoa; Arthropoda; Insecta; Lepidoptera; Tortricidae. The record is from RefSeq and is a predicted model, not a curated record. The transcript has a single exon.
UCGAGUAGUAGUAGCAGUUCUACUAGCUCCUGCAAGUCUAGCCCGAGGCGAAGACGGCACCGCAAGUCAAAGAAAAGGGGGGGCACAAAAAAGGAGCUACUUAAAUUGACAAAACUCGUUAACAGCUUGCAGACACAAAUAGCAAGAUCAAACGAAUGUAUUCGCCCGUACGAUAAUAAUUCAGAUAUUUCAGAUUGCAGUCGAGAUCUUUAUGUGGAAAAUGAACCAGACCAGGCACCGCCUGUGCCCGUGGAACCAGAGCCGUUUGCUUUUGGACUCGGUACCAAAUUAAAAGAACCGGCUAUGCCAGGCACGUCAGAAGGUGAGUUAAAGCUAUUGUGUGAUAUACAGCGGUUGAAUCAUAACGAAUGGUUUAAUUUACGCUAUGCAGAGAUCCAAAAAGUGUAUAAUCACACUCCAGGCUAUACAGACUUAGAAACUAACGACGAGGUUAGAGAGUAUGAUCAGAAUCCUCACUUAGUGCAGGCGGAUAGAGCUUUCGGUGCAUUAACCUACUGUAUGCUAAAACAGCAGGAGGCUUUACACGCAGCCGUGCAGGAUGUGCUGACUUGGGCUCAGGGAGGCACGGAAAUUGUACACGAGGCUCUUCGUGAAAAACUUAACAGUGUUUUUCUCAGUGGUGAUUACUACAAGGUUUCUGAAGAUUUUUUACAGGUUAUAUGUGGCCACAGAGCGGAAGUGAUUCAAAUGCGACGUAACGGAAUCACUAAACAUGUCAAAGAUAAGUUGGUCAAAUCCGCUUUACGUAAGAUUCCUCCAUCAGGAACGUCACUGUUUAACGCUGAGGCUUUUACGGCUGCAAUCGAAAAAUAUGGCGGUGUACGAAAAUGUUUCUGGCCCUUACCUAAGACUCCUGCUUCGCAAGCAGGCCCUUCAAAGAUGACAAGCGCGCCCUCGCAGGGUGCAGCGCCUCGUAAAGUACUCUCGCAGGGUACUCGCUAUAAUCAGGCACAUGCUGCUGGUAACAACUACGAGAAUCAUGGCUAUUCUGAUGCAAAUAAUAUCCCACCCUCGCGGGGUGGCUACCAUCAUCCGUACCCUUCGCAAGGGUAUCAAAAUACAUACAAUUCUGCUCGCUCUAAUACAAGGCCAAUUCCUGGGCCCUCCUUUCGAGACCGUCAGCCAAGAGACUAUCAGCAAAGAGGUCGGGGAGGACGUAAGCGCCCUCAUUCCCCCGCGGGGCAGAGACAGAACAAGCGAAGAAGAUAUUGACUCGAUACAGUUCAGGGCCGGCCGUUUAGCAAAUUAUUACAAUAUGUGGAGAGGAAUGAAUGCUCCAGACUUCUUGUUACGGAUAAUAAAAGGGUAUC